Pelagomonas calceolata is the source of this 2310-nucleotide messenger RNA. The record is from the annotation of a GenBank genome assembly. Lineage: Eukaryota; Pelagophyceae; Pelagomonadales; Pelagomonadaceae.
CAAGACGCUAGCUCGGUCCAAUCGGCCAAAACCGGCCAGCAGCGCUUCGCAAGCGUCGAGAGGCCAUUACUACGGCCUGCGUAUAGAACGCAGUCGUCAGACCCAGCCGAAGCGCUCACGACCUUCACGACAGAGCCCUAAGACACAUUGCAGCUGCAGCGCUUCAUUCGCACGACGCUGCAACGCGACGCAAGAGCUAAAAGAAAUGGCCGACUUCACCACCCCCCAGCCCCUGCAAGCGCUGCUCAUCGACGCCACCCAACCACCCUGGCUUAAGGAAAAGGAUGAAGCCGCGGCGUCGUGGGACGACGCAAGUUUACCGGACCGGCAAAGUGUAGCGGCCUGGGUGCGGACGUGGUCCGAGGGCGACGAGAUCGCGAGGGUCAAGGAGGUCAUGGUCGGCGUCGAUGCCCGCAUCGAGGCGGCCUUUUCCGUGGAAGCGGCCGCGAAGUUCCGAAGGUGGGCCGCCGGCGUGCUGCUCGACGUCUUCGGGUCGAGCGACGACCUCGCGGACACAAUUGCACUGGCACAGCGGCCCAAGUUCCGGGACGCGUCGCCGUCACUGACCCAGUUCGAGCGCUUCGAGCACUACGACGAUUUAUGGGAGGGCGAGGAUUCAAGAGCUGACGAGUUAAGUGAGUGGAUCGAGAAGGCGGCGACGCUCGGCGACGUUGCAAUCGACGACGCGCCCGCGGUAUUAACGAGGUGGGUCGUCUCCAUAUCUAUCGCCGAGCUCGUUCAUAUGAGAACGAGCGCGAAGCGGGAGAAGCGCGCCGAAGCCCAAAAGGCGCGGCGCACGCUGCUCGACAAGGCGGCGGAGCUGCGCACGGCCGUCGGCCGGCCGCCCGACGAUGAUGAGGAUGACGAGGAGGAGGAUGGAGAAUGGGACGACGACGACGCGGCGACGACGCCGCCGGUCGCCGCGCCCGCGGUCGCCGCGGCGCCGUCCCCGGAGCCACCAAAGCCGGAGGAGACGAAGGAGCCGCCCGCCAAGGCCAAUCCCGUAGGAAGGAAGCCCCUGCCCAAGGCCGACGCCGCGCGCCACGCGACGCACGUCGGCGAGUUCUACGAGAACGACGAAAACGACGCGCGGACGCGGCACGCGCGCGGCUACGAUCCAUUGGAUAAGCACGCGCAGCGCGUCGAGGCCGAGGUCGACGACGCGAAGGAGCGGCGCGACGCGCUGUAUUUUUUGCUGCGUCUUUGUUUUUUUUUCCCCUGUGUCGACACUUGUCCGCCGUCGUCGCGUCGACUGCGUGGUGACUGUGCGUGUCCGCCGUCGUCGCUUCGACGGCGUGCUGACUGUACAUGUCUGCCUCGACAGCGUGCCGAUGGGACGCGUCCGCCUCGACGCCGUCGUCGCGUCGACGGCGUACCAACGCAGGCGGGCCGCGGUCCAGGACCACGUCGCGGCGAUGCGGAGCCGGGGUCUGGUGUUUGACGUCGAGUUUCCGGAGCGGAGCCUCGGGUUGAGGGUGGCGCUCGCGAAAUAUGGCGAGAGCGGGCGGCGCUUCGUGGUGGUAGACUCGACGGAGCGGGGCUCGGCGUGCUUCGAGAGCGUCAAGCCCGGCGACGAGUUGUGUGCUGUGAACGGCGCCGCCGUCGUGGACCCCGACGAGGAGAGCAUCGAGACGCUCAAGUCGGCGAUCGCGAACGCGCCGCGGCCGCUCGUCAUCACGUUUAUUGAAGGCGAGGACCGCGACACGUUGUUCGCGGCGCAGGAGGCGCAGCGCAGUGGUUCAGCACGACCACGGAAAGCGCCGCCCGCCACGAAGAAGCGCGCCGACAUCUACUCGGCUCCGAAAGAUGCACAGUUAGUGAUAGUGGAUCGGGACGCGCAGUACCGCGGCCACAUCUGCGAGGACGGGGCGACGCUCAAGGAUGCCAAGGGCGCGCGGCUGCUCGUCGUCGACGCGGCGUUGGGCGUGGCGACGGACGACGGCGGCGUGCUCGUCGGGAAGGUUUCUGUGAAUGAAACGGACGCGGCGCUCGUCGGCAUCGAAGACUCAAAAGGCCGUCUACUGGGCUACGCGGACCAGGGGCGGUCGUCUGUGUUGGACGCUCAGAAAUCAACCAUCCUAGAAAUCGACUCGGCGGGCGAGUGCCGGGGCCACGACGGCCUGCACGUCGGCAGCCUGGUGGGCUUCACGUACCACCACACGAAGCUCGUCGCCUUCGUGUUUUUACUGAGGCCGCACCUCUUCCGGGACAAGCCGAAGUCGUUCUUGAGGGCCAUGCGGAAGAGCGCGUCGCGGGCGUCGGGGGCGCACGGGUUCUUCGCGAAGGCGGCGUAAAUCAGUUUUCUUGUCU